Molecule: messenger RNA, 1639 nt
Organism: Amaranthus tricolor (Joseph's coat)
Lineage: Eukaryota; Viridiplantae; Streptophyta; Magnoliopsida; Caryophyllales; Amaranthaceae
Exons: 2
Coding region: 96-1493 (465 amino acids)
Biological process (GO): regulation of transcription by RNA polymerase II; chromatin remodeling; box C/D snoRNP assembly
Cellular component (GO): Ino80 complex; Swr1 complex; R2TP complex
Molecular function (GO): ATP hydrolysis activity; DNA helicase activity; ATP binding
Source: RefSeq, a predicted model, not a curated record
UUCACUCUCGCCUCCUAUAUUUACUAUUAUCCGCCCUAAACCCCAAAACCCCUACUCAAUUUCUCCUUUUCUGCCAAUUCUCCUGGCCGCCAACAAUGGCAGAACUCAAACUCUCAGAAAGCAAAGACCUAACAAGGAUUGAACGAAUCGGAGCUCAUUCCCAUAUUCGUGGGUUAGGUCUAGAUUCUUCCCUCGAACCCCGUCUUUCUUCCGAAGGUCUGGUAGGCCAACUUCCUGCUCGCAAAGCCGCCGGUGUAAUCCUUCAAAUGAUUAAAGACGGUAAAAUCGCGGGUCGUGGGGUCCUAAUUGCGGGUCAACCAGGUACCGGAAAAACUGCCAUAGCAAUGGGUCUUGCAAAAUCACUUGGUCAUGAAACCCCAUUUGCUAUGCUUUCUGGGUCUGAGAUUUUUUCCCUUGAAAUGUCGAAAACAGAAGCAUUGAUGCAGGCUUUUCGCCGUGCUAUUGGGGUUCGAAUUAAGGAGGAAGCUGAGGUUAUUGAAGGAGAAGUUGUGGAGGUUCAAGUCGAUAGGCCUGCUGCGUCGGGGGUGGCAGCGAAAACGGGGAAAUUGACAUUGAAGACGACGGAUAUGGAGACUGUUUAUGAUUUGGGAACUAAGAUGAUUGAAGCAAUUAGUAAGGAGAAAGUGCAAAGUGGGGAUGUGAUUGCCAUUGAUAAAGCUUCUGGGAAGAUUACUAAGCUUGGAAGAUCAUUUUCGAGGUCGAGGGAUUAUGAUGCAAUGGGACCUCAUACUAAGUUUGUUCAAUGUCCUGAUGGGGAAUUGCAGAAGAGGAAGGAGGUUGUUCAUUGUGUUACUCUUCAUGAAAUUGAUGUUAUUAAUAGCAGAACACAAGGCUUCCUCGCACUCUUCACUGGCGAUACUGGUGAAAUCCGUGCUGAAGUUAGGGAGCAAAUCGACACAAAGGUGGCUGAGUGGAGGGAAGAAGGGAAGGCGGAGAUUGUCCCAGGUGUUCUGUUCAUUGAUGAGGUGCACAUGCUGGACACUGAAUGUUUCUCUUUCUUAAACCGUGCCUUGGAAAACGAGAUGGCACCAAUUUUAGUCGUUGCAACUAACCGGGGUCAUACAAAAAUUAGAGGGACUAAUUACACAUCUCCUCAUGGCAUUCCUAUUGAUUUACUUGACCGGCUUCUCAUCAUUUCCACGCAACCAUACUCGGAAGAAGAGAUCCGCAAAAUCUUGGACAUCAGAUGCCAAGAAGAGGAUGUUGAAAUGUCCGAAGAAGCAAAAGUACUGUUGACAAAGAUUGCUGUAGAAACAUCGCUUAGGUAUGCCAUCAACUUGAUAAACACAUCUGCAUUAGCGAGCCAAAAACGGAAGGCAAAAACUGUAGAGAUGGAGGAUGUCAGCAGAGUUUAUCAGCUGUUUCUGGAUGUGAAGAGAUCAACACAAUACUUGAUGGAGUAUCAAAGUCAAUACAUGUUCAAUGAAGUUUUGGGAGGAGACGAGGAUGAAGACACCGACAUGAUCUCUUAAUAUCUCUUUAUUGUUGAUCCUAAACUUUAGAUCUGAAAAUUUGUUGAUCGCUUCGGCUGAACUUUAAUUUUUUUGAUCUUCACUUGGAUGUGUAAUUGAUUUGCUUGCAAAGAUUAUAUAGUUGCUGCUGGAAGAGUGUAGCUCGC